GAAGUCUUUGCGUUUUUUAUUGUAAAGUUGGGAAGACAAAUUGUAGAUGCUUUGUAAUGAAAUUGUUUGUAAUUUCAUUGGUCUAUGAUGAAUUAUUUGUUAUUGUAAUUUUUAUUGUAAAUAAAAUGUAAAUUGUAAUUAGAGAUCUUAAUUUGGAAGAUUGUUAUCUAACAGGUUUGGUUUUAGAACUGUUUCAGAUUUUUUAAAUAUGUUUUGAAGAUGUUUUUAUCUACGUAGUAACGUAGAUAAUUGAAUUCAAAAAAUUCUUUCCCGGAAACCCUUCCAUUUUUGGAGAUUUUUUUCCAUUACAUGUCUACAAAUUAACACUACUUUCCCUGUUCAUUAAUUGUCACAAAGAAAAUUUAUUUUCUAUCAAGAAAAUUUAGUAUUGUUUUCAAUUUCGUAAAACUUUGUGUUAAAUUUGUGUUAAAAUAGAAAUUUAGGUUCCUCUUGUAACCUGCAUUCGUGUUAAGCUAAAUUUAUUUCUUAUUUUAAUUAAGAAUCCUUUUAUUCCUAAAAUUUGACCAUUCAAAAUGGAUAAGAUUAAAUUCUGUUGUGAUCGUUCUACAUGUCCAAAGAGACAGCAACUAAAAGAAGAUUCUUCGAUACAAUCAUCCUCUAUUGAAGGUAUUGAUCAGAAAGUCAAUAAAGAAACUCAAAUGUCUGCUAGUGUAACAACUACAUCAUCGGAAAGGAAUAGUGUUCCAGCUAAUUUUAAAACAGAUCUAAAUCAAAUGGAAGAUCCCGAUUUAUAUAAAAGGAAUUUGAAACAAUUAAAUAAUUUAAACAAAAAACUAGUUAAUUCUUUUGCGGAAACUUCAGGGGAUUUUAAAUCUUAUUAUGGAAAUUUGGACUGUAUAAGAAAACGUGUUAGGAAUUCCAGGAAUAUUAUAGCGCAACCUAUUUAUUUGGAAAUACCUUUAGAAAUUCAUUUAAAAGUUGUUUCGAAAUGUUUAAAUGCUCCUGAGUCAUCAAAUGUUCGAAAAUCCAACUGCAAUUGUACUUUAAACAAGCAAUCCGACAAUUGUGCUACUCGAUCAAAUCAAACUAAGAAUGUUUGUUUAUUUAAUAAGGAAUUUGAAACACAAUGUUGUUGUUAUGUGAAAAAAUCCGAAGACAUAGGUACCGAAACCAAAAUAAAGAUAAAGUGUUGCUGCAAAGGUAAUCAAACAAUUACUGAGCCUUUAUUUGAAGCAGGUUAUAUGCCUCCUUGUUGGUGCACAAUGCAGAAAUUCAAAGAGUGUGAUUGCAGCAACCAAAUCAUCUCAACUUCUGAUAAACAAGAAAAAACUAUAGAAGACACAAAACUAGAUUCUCCUUCAACUAGUGCUUCUACAAUUUUCAAACCACUCCCCCACAAAGCGAAUUCCAAAAAGAAAGUUUGCAAUUGUGAAAGAGAAAAACUAUCUUUAGAGGAAUAUAAUGAAAUAAUGAGAAAACCCUCUGCUAAACUAAGUUCAAUUAUAUGUGAAAAUAAGUUAAAAUGCAUAUGUGAUGUGGAAAAGCCCCAGCCCACCACCGAACCAAUCAAGAAAAUCUUUCGUUUGGUUUAUCCACAGCAUAAAGAUGUAGAUGUUUGUAUAAAAUGUCGCUUUGAGCCCAGUCCUUUAAUCGAUGAAAAUGGUCGAAUAUUCUGUCCAGGCAAUUGCGGCUGUUGUUUAUGUGCCUGGAAGCCUAAAGCUACAGCCAGUUUGGAGGCUGUAUUUCGUCACAGUAAACUCAAAGUUUGUCGCUGUAUCAAACGUUCUCCCAUAUUUAGUGACAUUUCCCAAUACGACUCAGCCUGCAGUCAAGUUUCCUACUUUGAUGUGUGUCCUUGUCGGGAAAAAGCCGAGGCCAAGCAUCUGGAAUUAUAUGGCUUCGAGAUGUGGGAUCAAAAUAAGAAAUUAAAGAAAAAAUUUCGUGGUCCAGAGGUUUUUUUGCAAGAUGUUAAGGAAAUUUAUGCAAAGGAAACCACCAACAAGAAAUUAUCCAAAAACUUUUUAUUCCAAGAUGAUUAAUUGUGAAAAAAUAUAUAAAAACUUUUUAAUAUAAUAUUCAUCAAUUCUGAAAAGUUUUUCCGUUUUAUAGAAAUUCAAAAAUAAAUUGCAAAAUCUG
This is a messenger RNA of Lucilia cuprina (Australian sheep blowfly), 2097 nucleotides long. RefSeq lists its product as uncharacterized. The transcript is spliced from 2 exons. NCBI's taxonomy places the organism in Eukaryota, Metazoa, Arthropoda, Insecta, Diptera, Calliphoridae. The record is from RefSeq and is a predicted model, not a curated record. Bases 534 to 2000 code for a protein of 488 amino acids.